Molecule: messenger RNA, 2365 nt
Organism: Porites lobata
Lineage: Eukaryota; Metazoa; Cnidaria; Anthozoa; Scleractinia; Poritidae
Source: the annotation of a GenBank genome assembly
AUGGCGACCUCACCAACACAUACGGGCAUUUCCGUAUGGACAGCUCGUACUGUCAGCGGAUUACAAGUAAGGCCCUAUCGAUACCUCAUGUAAGAACUACUUACCCGACGCCAUCGAAAAAGGUCGGAAGACGUGUCUUGAAGCGGUGAGUCCAUUUUUAUACUUUCUAACGACAACACAAAGGCAAUACUGUUCUAUAUUCAUGUACUAAUCCCCACCAAUCUACAACUGGAACGUCCUGGACAUUUGGCACUAUUUUUUCCGCAUAGAUAUGCAGUUACCAGCACCUUUUCACGUUUUGUGGCGCCAUGUUUGUUGGAUGUAGCGCAGUUUGGGAUUUUGGUUAAAAUUAAUUAGCUUAUAACUGUUCAGUACUCCAUAAAAUCUGUAUUUGUAUCAAACCUGCAUCCAAAUCUCGUACAUCGAAGGUUCACAUGCAGGUGAACCAGAAAGUUACAUGGAUAAAAAAUUAUAUUGUGGUUCAAUUUUAUCCUUGGUAUAAAUUAUUUUCCUUUUUUUCAAACUCAUUAUCAUACAUUACCAUACCCCAAAACAAAGGAAAUAAAAUUUAAAUCAAGGAUAAAAUUCAACCACAACAUUUACAUCACUUUGUGCAAGAGGAGUACUGUAUUAUCUGGGUUUACGGUCAUCUAGCCACUAACGAAAUUGCUACCAAGAAGUCUACUCGCCACCACAUAAUAACUCUGCAACAAUUAUUGACGCUGUUUACGUACCUGGGGUUGUUUCUUCUUCCUCAAGCCCAAAAAUACGUUUAUCGAUUUUAUUGACACCUUGCUUCGAACUUCUCAUCUUUAGUUUUAUUUUUGUGAAUAAUUACGACUUUUUAAUACCUUAAUGUGUCUUAUUUGCAUAGCUUGAGAGGUGCAAUUUGUUUAAAAUCCAACAGUCUUUCUUUUGUAAGUUGGUUAAUAUUGUCAUUUGAACCUUACUGCCUUAAAUUUCAUUGUAAAUUUAAAGUGAAAGAAUUCUUUUUUCAGACUUGUCCUUUUGAUAAGUAUUAAGAUUAAAAAAUCUUGGUGGUGAUUUUUUGUUGGUGGCAAGGUGACCGGAUAUCAUUAUACGUAUAAAGGGUUUUGUUUAUCGUUUACCUCAUGGUUGUCACUUCGAUACUGAUCAUGAUGUUUCAACCACUUACUGCGGGUCUUCAUUAGGUGAUAGUAUGGAUUUACUGAGUACAACGUAUUUGUACCACUGUGGUUGUUAGUGAUUGGUGUAUCACGAACUCCACUUAUGGCUCAUGGAAGUGUGUUAUGGAACGGCUUGCCUCUGGAGAUGCAGCAACUGACAUCCCUUAAUGCCAGAUGUUGAACUUUUCAUGAGAAGAACCAAACUUAGUUAAGUUCAUGAAAAGUUCGACAUCUGGCUCAUUUAAGAUCUUCUGAAUGAGUUGGAUCGUCCAACACAUUCUAUCCGUCUGCUUCAGACAGAUAGAACAUCUGAAGAUUGUCUUCAGGACAAACGCCGACCCUCACAUGCGGCGAACUAAACUACCGGUAAUAAAUUAAAAAUUUGUUUCAUAAUGUAUAUUUAGUCCCGCUUGGGAGAAAAUUUAUUAAAAUUGCUUUUUGGUCUGAUUCAGUUGAUUGGUUCAGCGUUUCCUAAGUUCAAUGACCGACCCAACAGACAAUCUUAACUGAAUAUAGGUCGACCCAAAUUAGAUUUUGGUUUGUCUCAUGAAAAGUUCAACAUUUGGCCUAGGCCUUACCUACCUACCUACCUACCUAGCAUCUUAGGAGAGGCAUUUAUUAGACAACAGGUAUUUAUUUAAGAGAGGGAAUCUAUCAUCUACGGUAUCUAAGCUGACUUUCUGAGAAUUUUCCACCACAUUCUCCUGACACUGUAUUGUGCUUAAAACAGAUAGAAUUCAAUGAAAUAAUGUUCAUCAUUUCUCCGUUUUGCAGCAGCUGAUGUGAACUGCAAGCCACAGCAGAUACUUCUCACCAUCAGGGCCAACAUGUGGAAUCGCUUUGCUGUGAACCUUAGCAGACUGAGCGUUUUUCAACAUGUUGCACCUGCCUCAGAGAAAAGCGUUUUACCUUUAGCAGUCACGUAUCUCCGUGCCCUCUCAACCAGCUCGAUAUCAGAAGGUCGAACACACUACUCGUUCGUAAGGGUACCUCGCAGCAUUGGAAACAUCCCUAUUCCAAGUUCUCUAAAGGAUGGAACCGUUCGGAGGCAUCGUGGACGGUCAGGGCGAAAUGACACUGGACGAAUCGUCAUCCGUCACCGUGGAGGGGGUCAUUCACAGACGUAUCGCAUUGUGGACUUUGUAAGGGCUCCUGAGAUUAAAAAGAGUGAAGAACCGAGGACAGUGAAAGAUAAAGUCUUUACAUAUAGGUUAUGA